CGAGCCUGCGUGAUGAGGAGUGUGGCGCGCGCCGGUCUGCUUGCGCAUGCCCAGUGCUUGAAAGCUGAUGCAAGAAACGGGAGCCGCACGGAGGAAGGAGAGAUAGGUAGUGAGUGGUGAAUUCAGACUAAUAAUACAAAACUUGCAGUUAAUACACACAAGCAAAACAGUCAUGUCUGGAGACGAGAUGAUUUUUGACCCCAACAUGACCAAGAAGAAGAAGAAGAAGAAGAAGCCCUUCAUGCUGGAUGAGGAGGGGGGAGAGAUGCCCAGUGAGGACACCCAGCCAGCUGAGGCCAAGGAGGCUGAGCCCGAGGCCGUGGAGGAGGAUUGCGAUGUGGAUGAUGAUGACAGCAGAAAGAAAGAAGCAUCGUAUGAUCUGGAUGACUUGAUCUUUUUCAAUCAGAAGAAAAAGAAGAAGAAAAUUAAAAAGAAAUUUGACGAUGAAGGAGAGCAAAGCUUGACGGCCGGUGUGAUGGAUAUUAAAAUCGAGGGAGAGCCGACGGAAGCGGUAGAUGAUGACAACGACCUCGACCUGAUGCUGCCCGACAAGAAGAAGAAACCCAGGAAAGUUGUUUUUCAAGACGAGGGUGAAAUGCAGGACAGAGAAGCACUGGAUGAUGAUGAAGAAGGGAAGAAUAACGAUGGCAUCACGUUCGUUUCUCAGUCUGGACCUGCCUGGGCUGGCACCGAGCGAGACUACACCUAUGAUGAGCUACUGUAUCGCGUGUUUAAUAUCAUGAGAGAAAAAAACCCGGACAUGGUCGCUGGAGAAAAGAGGAAGUUUGUCAUGAAACCACCCCAGGUGGUGAGAGUGGGGACGAAGAAAACUUCAUUCGUCAACUUCACAGAUAUCUGCAAACUGUUGCAUCGUCAGCCGAAGCAUCUCCUGGCGUUUUUAUUGGCUGAGUUGGGUACAAGCGGGUCUAUAGACGGCAACAACCAGCUUGUCAUCAAGGGAAGAUUCCAACAGAAACAGAUCGAAAACGUCUUGAGGAGAUACAUCAAGGAGUAUGUGACCUGCCACACUUGCCGGUCCCCAGACACCAUCCUGCAGAAAGACACCCGUCUGUAUUUCCUGCAGUGCGAGACGUGCCACUCGCGCUGCUCUGUGGCCAGCAUCAAGACUGGCUUCCAGGCCGUCACGGGCAAGAGAGCUCAGCUCCGCGCCAAGGCCAACUAGUGCGCUAGCGAACUGGAUCCCUUCCUCGUGUGUGGGGGUGGCGAAGGCACAGGAGUGACCUGGGUGGACUAUUUUACAAACUGUGGGUGGGUUUUAAGCAGCUUAAAGAGCAUGGCAACUGACAAAGGAUUGUGGUGUAUUCUGUGAAGCGCUCUCCGUAGUUCAUUGUGUGAUUUCUGCACAUCUGUGUUGCUGCCAUCAUCUUUCCAUUCUGCUUGCAAGGAAUUUUUUUUUUUUUUAAAUGGGGUAACAUCGUGAACUUGAAUUGUCAACACCUAGCAUUUUUUUUUCUACUUGCCUGUUACCCCUAAUAAAACAAUGACAAAAAAAACA
Messenger RNA from Acipenser ruthenus (sterlet), 1516 nucleotides. RefSeq names its product eukaryotic translation initiation factor 2 subunit 2-like. The coding region runs from base 173 to 1183 and encodes 336 amino acids. Lineage: Eukaryota; Metazoa; Chordata; Actinopteri; Acipenseriformes; Acipenseridae. The record is from RefSeq and is a predicted model, not a curated record. Gene Ontology annotation, cellular component: eukaryotic translation initiation factor 2 complex. Gene Ontology annotation, biological process: translational initiation; formation of cytoplasmic translation initiation complex; formation of translation preinitiation complex. The transcript is spliced from 9 exons. Gene Ontology annotation, molecular function: translation initiation factor binding; translation initiation factor activity; mRNA binding.